Anneissia japonica is the source of this 1451-nucleotide messenger RNA. Its product is annotated as protein GUCD1-like. The record is from RefSeq and is a predicted model, not a curated record. Bases 166 to 726 code for a protein of 186 amino acids. NCBI's taxonomy places the organism in Eukaryota, Metazoa, Echinodermata, Crinoidea, Comatulida, Comatulidae. The transcript is spliced from 8 exons.
AGCAAUUAAUAGAUUCAUUAAUAGUCUAUGUAAUUAACAAACAUUAUUAACAUGUCUGGACGUGGAUGAACAUUAUUGGCCUCAACUAUGCAAUACCAUACCUCCUUGGCAAUACAUGGGCUAAAUUUGUCAUGAUAUUGUGGCAACCUAAUGUAAAUAGUAAACAUGGCAUUCAGUGCUUCGAAUAAAGAAAUUGAAGAUGAUUAUAUCGUCCAUGACGUACCACUUAUCUUGCAAGAAGGCAAUUGGGAUUGUGGGAUUGCAAGUACAAAAAUGGUUUUGCAAUAUUUGAACUCUGGUGAUUUCGAAGAAGACAAGUUUGAAUACAUCUGCAAACAACUUGGCCUUCAUAAUAGCAUCUGGACUAUAGACAUUGCCAGUAUAUUCAGCAAGUAUGAAAUCAAACACUUAAUGUGUACACAAACAUUAGGUGUUAACCCCACAUAUGAAAAUGAAAGUUUCUACCAGCGAUCGUUUACAAGUGAAGAAAAACGAAUAAACACUUUGUUUGACCAAGCUGCUAGCAAAGGCAUUUAUAUAGAAAAAAGAUCUGUUGAAGUUGCCGAGAUACUAAAACACAUCAAAGCUGGUCAUGUGAUCAUAAUUUUGGUUGAUGCUUUCAUCUUGAAAUGCCAGGAGGUUGAGUUAUCCACAAAUUCUACUGAUUCAAAAUCAGACACAAAAGCCCAUGGAUAUCUUGAAACUACUUUUACCUUGAAUAUCUGAAUUUCUCUACCAAUUGAUCAUCCAAAAAGAAUCUGUCCAUUAUAUUAAUACAGGUCUCCCUCAAAUUAAAAAUACUUUCGGGACCAAGCUUUUGAUGGUCUUUAGCAGUUUUAGUGUCUAAUUAGAACAAUAAAGAUAAAAGACAUUUGUUGAUUUGGGACCACAGAAAAGUGGUCUUUAAUUGGAGGUCGUAUUUUAUUUUAGCCACACCCUCUUACAGUUGAAACAUAUUAAGCAAUUAGAAAUUAAGCAUAUUAUAGGAAUUGAAAUUUCCCCGGGGAAACCUGGACCCCUUUUUCUUAAGGGUUUAUCGAUUCAUAGAAUCGUAUUCAAUAGGGGAAAACAUUGAAUUUUGAUUAAAUUAAAUCAUUAAAAGACACCUCAGAAUUCGGGACACCUCAUUCAGGAAUCAAAAUUUUUGCGAGGGAGGACCCCUGGACCCCCUAUUCUUUUGGGGAUUUAUCAAUUCAUGUAAUAAGAAUACGUAUGCAAUUACUCAAUUUUUUUAUGUAUGUAUACACACAUAAGGCCUAUUUAUUGUAAUAAGAAUAAGAAAAAUUUACCUGACUGUUUUCAACUAGGUGUAGUACUAGGUGUAAAAACACAAGCCUAGUUAUUGCGGUGCAAUAUAUAACAUAUUAGGGCAAUCCAUACAAGUCGUUAAGCAAACCAUGCACUAAUUCCAAGGAAGUGUUAAUUAAUAUUAAGCAAACUUUUUCUUUGCA